Pecten maximus is the source of this 4363-nucleotide messenger RNA. Its product is annotated as protein XRP2-like. The record is from RefSeq and is a predicted model, not a curated record. Gene Ontology annotation, molecular function: GTPase activator activity. Gene Ontology annotation, cellular component: periciliary membrane compartment; cilium. The coding region runs from base 856 to 1881 and encodes 341 amino acids. Lineage: Eukaryota; Metazoa; Mollusca; Bivalvia; Pectinida; Pectinidae. The transcript has 9 exons. Gene Ontology annotation, biological process: post-Golgi vesicle-mediated transport.
UUUUAUACUUACGUAGUUGUGUAAUUUCUAAAAUCUACCAAAAGUGAAAACAAUUUGUGCUGUCUUUAGCCACUGGUAAUCUUUCUGUUUUAAGAAUGUUGGAUCACAGCCUUUUCAUUGUGGAUAAACUUGUUUAUUUCAUAAGUUUUGCUGUAUAAUUACUUCCAAUUAUCAUUACCUCUUAUUGAAAUAAUCAGUUCUUUUGGUGGUUCUUAAGUGUUAAGGCUGAACUAACAUUCAGUUUCACGCUCCAGAGAACACAGUUUGAAAGAAGACAUUUCACUAUUUGUGACUGGAUAAUUUUAUUUGCAGUCUUUCUUGUGAAUCGUACUAACAUACUUGUUCAUAUAGACAUACAUAACUAUUAUAAAUAGUUUUCUCUCCUGUAUGGAGAGAAAUUGUGUAUUGAUUUUUUUUUGCUAUUACACACUAAACAUUUAGGAUUGUAAAGGGAGCAUAAACUCUGAUUUCAUGGUGUUAAGAUGUGGUAUAUUUCUGAGUUGUCAGAUUGUAAGUGAUUAAUUGAAGAAUCUAUUUUUAUUUUUAUGGAGAUUGUCAUAAUUCAAUAUAUACAUACCAGGUAUAUGUAUACAGCUAUGUGGGUGGACAAUUAACAUCUUACAGUACUGGAAAUGACUACAGAAAAGUGGUCAACAGCGGUUUGUUUUCAAUAGGAAAAUGCGACAACUUCAUAACUGGACUCCAUGUGUUACAAUUAUACAUGCCAAAUGAAGAGUGAAAUGCUUGGAUUAUAAAACACACAUUUACAACCAUAUUGGUAUGAUAAGAGAUUUCACCGACAGUGUGAUUCCAUGGACAUUCCUGCAUAUCUAGACUGUUUCAGGCCUAAAGGAAAUGUUGUGUCUUAAGCAGAUAAUACCAUGUUAUACCUCUGGUAAACAUUAUAGGGACCGGCGUAAAAAGAUCGACAUCGAGGAUUACACAUUUGAUGGGCACAAGGAUGCAACGCUUGGCCGAACUCCUGGACAGGUCAAUGGGCAGAUGUUCAUAAUAAAGAACUGUGAGAAUUGCAAUAUUUAUAUAUACGACUCAUUAUCAAGUGUAACCGUUGAUGACUGCAUAAAUUGUAAUAUUUUCCUGGGACCUAUCUCAGAAAGUAUAUUUAUACGAGACUGUAAAAACCUGAAGUUAGUUCUUGCAUGCCAGCAGUUCCGUACUCGUGACUGCAGUAAGAUCGAGACAUUCCUUUUCUGUUCCUCCCAACCGAUCAUUGAGGACUCCACAGGCAUGAAGUUUGGCUGUUUCACAUACUUCUAUCCAGAACUGGAGGAACAGUUUAAGGCAGUGGAUAUGAGCCUGUUCAACAACAACUGGAGUAAAAUCCAUGAUUUUUCAAAUGAUCCAAGUGAGAAGCAUUAUUCUUAUAUUCCAGAGGAUACUAAGGUUGAAGAAGUAGUGCCCAUUUCUCUUGCUGAGCAGUUUUCUACCAUGGAGAUUGACCUGUCUGCUGAUAAAAGUGUUGUCCCUGUAACUCUUGGACUGCGUCGCAAAGCAUCGGAUGAGUCCUGCUUAGUGGUCUUCUUCAAUGAUGGCAGUGCUGCAGAUCGUACCAUGAAGUACAUACGGAACAUGAGGCAGAAAAAGCCCACAUGUGUAUUAGUACAGACAAAGGAAGUAAACAUGCAGCCACAGGAUGCUCAGCGUGUGUUUGGUACAGACGCAUACCAAUCUCUGGUACAGCGGGGUGCGGUGAUUGGUCUGGAGUACAAUGGAGACGACUGUAUAAACCUGUGUCAGGUUGAACUAGUGGAGUUUAUGAAGGGUACCACAGGUCUAGUGUUCAUCAGCCAGUCCAAGGCACUAGCAGACAAACAAAUUGAGGACUUUUACAACUUUGCUGACAUGCAAAUGACAAUGUGAUGAAUUCUUAUUCAGAUUGACAUUUGUGAACAUUUCUUCUUCAUACAAUGAUUUCCUGAUGCAGAGAUGAUUCAGUAUGGAUAUUUAAUUCUUAGUUAUUUAUUUUAAAUAAUCAAGUUUUAAUAUCAUUGAAUAGUUUGAACAAAUUGUACCUAAAGUAGUAUAGUAAUACUAAAGUAUUUUCAGUGUGCGUGCAAGGAAUGUGAUGGGACCAAGUUCCGAAAUUGAAUCUCUGAUGUCCUGUACAACGUAUUUUGUGUGUAGAUAUGUCCAGCUUACUGAUUGUGAUAAACAUGCCUUAUUUGGAAGUUAACUCGAUCGGAAUUUCCAUACUUGGUGGGAGGAAUACUGUCAAAAAGCUUUAUUUGGUAGUUCAUUCUAUAUUGAGCAAGAAUGGAAGGGUACACAUGUAGUUCAAUCUGAUAGUGUAGAGAUAAAUACCAUAUCUGGUUAUUUAAAUCUUAUUGAAUAGUGUAGGUAGAAAUAUCAUAUCUGGUAUUUAAAUCUGAUGAUGAGUGAAGUAGACAUACCUUACCUUAUUUGGUAGUUCUGUCUUAGACAGAUGAGAGCACAAAAGUUUACUUCAAUUUGAUUGGAUGAGAGAGGUUGACUUGUUAUUUGGUGGUUCAGACUUUUGGAUGACAUGUUAUCGUACAGUGUACUUUAAUCUGAUUGGAUGAAUGUGGUGGACAUGCCUUAUUUGGUAAUUAGAGCACUAUAAUUGCUGAUUGAUUUGGCUGGGAACAGCUUGAAUGCACAGACUUUAUUUAUAAAAGUAGACAUAAGACCAUUAACCAUCAAACUGGGCAUGACACUGUAAAUAAUGGGCAUCUAUUACAAUAGUCCAGUGAAACUGUUGUGAAGAUAUGUAAUUGUGUUAUACGGUCCUGCUUUUUUUAACAUUCCUUAACUGAAGGAAAUUCCUGACCUUUAAAUUUCCAUAGGAAUGCAUCAUUAGAUUUAAUGAAGAAAAUAUUAGUAAGGUAAUUUUUUAAAUUCUGAAAUGUUUCUUCCUAAUGAAAAUUUUAAGUUCAGGGAUUUCCUUCAGUAAAGGAAUAUUGAUGAGACUAGGGCCUAAUGUUACAUUUCUCAGCUGGAUUAGAGAAAUUAACUCUGUAAAUUGUCACAUUUUCACUGUCAUCAUUUAUCGCGACAAUUGUUUCUGAAUAACCCUAAGUUGUUUGAUUUAUAAAUCUAGGAUUUGUUUUUUCUUUGUUUUUCUUAAAUUCACUUUGUAAAUCUAAUUUUUGUUUUUCCUUUGUUUUUCUGAAGUUCAAAUAUCUUAUCAUCCAAUUUUUAUCAAAGGUCAGAUUUAGUUCACCUUUGUUUAAAGUUCAUGUCCAGUUUGUCACCCCAUAAAUAACUAUAUACAGGUACUGGUGUUAUGUAUGUAUAUAUGUAUAUAACCAGAACAUCAUUGUUUUGAUAUAGAUCCAGCUUCUCAACACCCCACCUUUUACAAAUAUCAAAAGAAUAUCUUGCCUCACAUGCUGAAAUUGGCUUAGUUUGAAAUAAAAGGUACAUAAGUUGGUGUCACUUUAUUUAAAUAUUAAAAAACUAUUUUUAUCUUAAAUGAGCAAUGUUUAGAUUACUCAAAUUUCAUUAUCAUUUAGGAUGUAUGCUUCCGUAUUGUAAUUGUAGAGUUAGCCAAAGGCCAAGGAAUACACUUACCCAGAUGUAGAUUUUGAAGUAACACUUUAUUUACAAAUAUACAACAUAAGUAUUUAUAAAAUAAAAUCCAUUGUCUUGAGUUAUUGAAGAAAUAUUUGCUUCAAAGUGACAGCAAGAAGGUUGUGAUUUUACUUACACUGUUUUAAAUCCCUUUCAUUUUACAAGUACUAUCUGCAAAGAGAAAUAACUUAUGUGUAAGGCAUUGACAUUGUUGGAAUAAGUCAAACUCAUUGUUCAUUGGUUCUGUUCCAUCCCACCAAAAAACUUUUUCAUUUUUUGCUCUGUUGUUGUAUGAUAAAUACCAUCUUCAAGGUGUAUGUAAAUGUAUUCUGACUAGCUACGAACAUUUUUGUGUUAUUUUUUAAUGUAUGUAAAUGUGAGUUGUAUUUUUUAAUAGUUGUGUUUAACAAACAGAUGUGUAUAUCAUUGCUUUUAUUGUUAUUUUACAUUGUCAGAGUGUCGAAGGGGGGAUGUUAAGAGUUUAAACAUUGGUGUAAAAUAUUUUUGUACUUUUUGAAAAUUUAUAUCUCUCCGUCCAUUCUAUUUCUUUCAUUGCCUUUCAGAUAUUCUGCCAGUCCCCCAAACUCACCACAAAAAUAACCCUAGAACAUGCCUAUCAAUAUAUAUAUAUAUGUGUGUGUGUAUGUUCUUGCUAAAAAAAUCUAUAGGUUUCAUUCUACAUGCAAAAUGGUUGUGUACACUAUAUACAAUGUAUAGGGGGCCGCGGUGGCCGAGUUGUUAAGGUGUACCGACACUUUAUCACUAGCCCUCCACCUCUGGGUUUUGAGUUCGAAACCUACGUGGGGCAGUU